UCUGUCACCUCCAAUGCCAAAAAUCCUCUACAGGGAAAAAAGAGGAAGAAAAAACUACAGAGGAGAAAAGAUCAUUAGUCUUUACAAAGCUCUGAUGCGGCGGAAAUUCAUAAUGGAAUUUGGAUAAUUAAACCUCAGAGAUCGUCCCUCUAUUUCGUAUGCAAAAAGUUCAAGUUUUGCUUUGAUUUCUGGGGAAAGAAGUCCUUACCUUUUAAGGAACAAUGUCUAUUGCUAGUGUUGCUCUGAGUCCUGUGUUUGAGGAUAAUUUGAACUUAGCCGGCUGUUUGUCAGCCCAACAUGGUUCCUGGUCGAAUGAUUCAAUCUUGAUCUUUCUGACUGUGGCUGGUUCUGUAAUUCCCUUGCGUGUUAAGGAAUCCGACUCUAUUGCUUCUGUGAAAUUAAGAAUCCAGACAUACAAAGGUUUCUUUGUGAAGAAGCAAAUGCUUGUCUUUGAAGGCAAGGAGUUGGCUCGGAACAAUUCCUGUGUGAGGGACUAUGGAGUCGCUGAUGGCAACAUUUUGCAUUUGGUUCUUCGUCUGUCUGAUUUACAAGCAAUUACUGUUAGGACAGUGUGUGGUCAGGAGUUUGAGUUCCAUGUGGAGAGAAAGAGAAAUGUUGGUUAUGUGAAACAGCAGAUUGCAAAGAAGGGGAAGGGUUUUUGCAAUCUAAAGGAACAGGAACUAAUAUUUGAUGGUGAAGAAUUAGAAGAUAAGAGGCUGGUAGAUGAUAUUUGUAAACGCAACGAUGCAGUUCUGCACUUGCUGGUGCGUAAAUCAGCUAAAGUACAGGCUAGAGCAGUGCAAAAAGAUUUUGAAGUUUCGAUUGUAGCAUCAUCAAAUGAGAAUGGGGCUGAUGCAGUAGAGAAGCUACAAGAGAAUAUUCAGGUUUCCCCACUCAAUACCGUGCCGAGAAGUUUUAUUUUGGAACCAUUGAUUGUUAACCCUAAGAUCACACUAUCGCCUGUGGUUAAGCAGCUGAUUGGUGGCACUUUCGACGGCAUAGAGAAGGGUCACCAACCAAUUAGGUCUUCUGAGGGAUCAGGGGGUGCUUAUUUCAUGCUAGAUUCAUGUGGUCAGAAUUAUGUCUCUGUUUUUAAACCAAUAGAUGAGGAGCCUAUGGCUGUGAAUAAUCCCCGGGGGCUGCCAUUGUCUGUAGAUGGUGAGGGAUUGAAGAAGGGCACACGUGUAGGAGAAGGGGCAUUAAGGGAGGUUGCAGCAUACAUUUUGGAUCAUCCCAAGUCGGGACCUCGCUCAACUUGUAGCGAUGAGAAGGGUUUUGCUGGAGUUCCUCCCACAAUUAUGGUCAAGUGUCUCCAUACCGGUUUCAAUUAUGUAGAAGGUUGUGAAUAUUCAUCCAAGCGUCUUAAGAUUGGGUCGCUGCAGAUGUUCAUGAAAAACUGUGGAAGUUGUGAGGAUCUUGGUCCUCGUGCUUUUCCUGUUGAUGAUGUACACAGGAUCUCAGUGCUGGACAUAAGGUUGGCGAAUGCAGACAGGCACGCGGGAAACAUUUUGGUUCAGAAAGAUGAUAAGGAUGGUCAGCUUGUGCUUAUUCCAAUUGAUCAUGGCUACUGCUUGCCUGAAAAUUUUGAAGAUUGUACUUUUGACUGGCUGUACUGGCCUCAAGCACAACAACCUUACUCUGCCGAAACAAUUGCUUACAUAAACUCUCUUGAUGCCGAGAAAGACAUUGAACUUCUGAAGUUUCAUGGCUGGACCCUAUCCCCUGCAUGUGCACGCGUACUUCGUAUCUCAACUAUGCUUCUGAAGAAAGGUGCAAAAAGAGGGCUCACACCUUUUGAUAUUGGAAGAAUCAUGUGUAGGGAGACACUAAAGAAGGAAUCUGUCAUUGAGCAGAUAGUUGAAGAAGCACAAGAGGGUGUGCUCCCAGCAACAAGUGAGGCAGCAUUCUUGCAAUCUGUUUCGAUGGUCAUGGAUCGACACCUUGAUGACUUGAUUAAGUAAAACGCAUGAAGAUGUAGAUUUUUUGUGAAUAAACUGAUUAAGAAAAAUGUUUGAAGAUGUAGAUUUUUGUGCAUAUGUUAUUUCCCGAGUUCUCAAUGUGUCUUUAUGCAUUACUCGGGUGUUCAUACAAUUUCCUGCCUGCAGAUAAGGGCCUAUAACUUGACAUGUUUUAGGUUUUGCUUAUUGUGGUACUAUGACUUGAUAAAUAUUUUUCUAUUAUAUAGAAAAGCCAAGUGUGGUCGAUCAAUGGCAUAACUGUAAUUUUAGCUCAA
This is a messenger RNA of Nicotiana attenuata, 2233 nucleotides long. RefSeq names its product phosphatidylinositol 4-kinase gamma 3-like. The record is from RefSeq and is a predicted model, not a curated record. Gene Ontology annotation, molecular function: protein binding. Bases 222 to 1961 code for a protein of 579 amino acids. The transcript is spliced from 3 exons. Lineage: Eukaryota; Viridiplantae; Streptophyta; Magnoliopsida; Solanales; Solanaceae.